AGGUGGGUGGACCAUGGAAGGCCACGCUCCUUUGAAGGCCAAUUAUUAAAAAUUCGUAGUUAUAGACAUGUACAGACGUGUUCCUUCUAUUACACACUAAGAUAUAUCAAACUCAAGGCCACAAACGCGGCGGCGAGUCGAUCGCGCCGCUAUUGUGGCAGUGCGGUCUCACGUUUCGUAGACUUCGGACGUCGACGUUACGGUUGUUAUUGGCGCGCUCAGCAAAACAUUUAAAAAAAUGUCGGAGUCAAAUCCUAGAAAAAAAAGAGGUAGUACAUGGGAUGAAGACAGUUUAAGGCGUGCCAUGGAAGCAGUACAAAAUAAUGAACUUAAUACCAAUGCUGCAGCGUUAAAGUUCAAUAUUCCAAGACGCACCCUGAGAAACCAUUUAUUAAGCGGUAACCGAACUAAAAUUAUUGGGAAGACAACUAUACUCACAAAACAAUUAGAAGAAGAUUUAUCGCAGCGAAUCAUACGUUUUGCAAAACUGGGUCUACCACUUACGCCUAAAUUUAUCAGGAAACAAGCCUUUCUAUUUUGUGAGAGGUUUAAAAUCAAGCACUCGUUCAAUAUGUCAACUAGAAUGGCUGGACGCAAAUGGCUCAAAAUGUUUUUGUCUCGAAACCCAUCAAUAUCAAAAAGAAAACCCCAAUUAAUGAAUCCAGCUAGAGCUCAAAAAAUGAAUAAGCCCAUCGUGAAACACCAUUUUGAAGAAGUGAAGAAACUCUAUGAAGAGCUAGACAUUAUUGCACAUCCAGAACGCUUGUAUAACAUGGAUGAAAAAGGGUGCCGCAUAACGGUCCACAAACAAAAUGUAGUUUUGGCUGAAAAAGGGAAUAAAAGAGUACAUCUUGUUGCUCCGGAACACGCCGAGAACGUAACUAUAGCGAUGUGCGUAAAUGCUGUGGGUAUUGCUAUACCGCCCAUGAUUAUUUUUAAAGGGAUUAGGUACAGAUCAGAAUUAGCAUCAAAUUUGCCACCUGGAACCAAGGUAAGCAUGGCACCCAAAGGCAGCAUGACCAGUAGCUUAUUCGUUGAGUUCAUUCAACAUUUAGCACAACAUAAAGUACCUGGUAACUGUCUGCUGAUCUUUGAUGGCGCAAAGUGUCAUUUAUCAUAUGAGGCUCUGGAAGAAGCAGAUAAACAUAACAUAGUACUAUACUGCUUACCUUCAAAUACAACGCACGAACUCCAACCUCUAGAUAAAUCAGUGAAUCGGUCCUUCGAACAUCACUGGGAUGAAGAAGUUUUGAACUACCUGUGCAAUUCUCAAGAGAGAACUUUGAACAAAGCUUCAUUUAGCAAAAUUUUCUCCCGAACAUGGCCAAAGUGCAUGACUCAAAGUAACAUAGCAAAUGGAUUUAAAGCCACUGGUUUAUAUCCCCUUGAUCCUGAUGUCAUACCCGAAGAUGCUUAUGCUCCUUCAAUUGUAACUGAAAGACCUUUAUCGGAAGCAUUACAACACCAGAUCGACCAGCCCAUUCAAGUGUCGCCGCCUAUGACUGAAUUUCAGAAAGUGUCAGAAUUGUCUUCUCGGCCUCUGAUAGAUGAAAGGUCAACUCGUGUUUCUGACGUCUCUUCAAUUUCUCCAUCAAUUUUCAAAGAGAAUAAAGUGUCAACAUCGCCGAAAAUUUUAGCUGCAACACCAAAAACAAAACCAGUUCUUGUUUCUUACAGUUUUUCAACUGAUGAUUCAGAUUUAGAAUUAGAUAUUACGGUCAAGGAGCAGUGCCGCGACAUGCUGCUAAGUUCAAUACAAGUUGACACCGUCGCAGAUACGAAACGUGACCCUCGACCAUCUCUGUACGAUAAUUCUCUUCCAAGCACGUCCGGCCUACAACAAAAUAUCGUCUAUUCUAGCUCUGAAUCUGAUCUUGAUUUAAAUCUCAAUGAAUCAUUUAUCAAAGAUAACUACAUGCCUAAACUUCGAGUUUCAGAUUUAUACACUUCUUCGUCAUUUGAUGAUUCUGAUCUCGAACAGAAAGGAGAAAUCACUCCAAAAAAACAAUUACAACAAAACAAAAGCACAAUUAAAACAAAAGCUCAACUAAAGAGUCAUGAGACCAAAUCUUCGGAUGAUGACGAGCCGUUGAUAAACCUAAUAAAGGAUAAAAAAGAAUCAUUUCAUGCUUUUUUGCCUACUCCAAACUACGCUACGAUAAAGUCUACACGUCCACGGCAAAAAGCUAUUAACUAUAAGGGACAAAGAAUAGUAAAAGAUUUAUUUAAAACUGAAGACAAAGAGAAUAAGAUGAAGCAGGUGACUAGUAAGAAAAAAGGAAAGUCUACAAUUAAAAAAGAUCAAAGAAAGAAAACCAAAAAUAAAAAUGAUUCCGUUAAACGGCUGAAAAGAAUAGGACAAAAACAAAACAGUAAAAGAUCGAGAAUAGAGAAGAAGAAAAGUAAAGGUGAAGAGAAGGAGUGGUACUGCCACGCAUGUGGCAAGUGUAAAAUGGAAGACAUGAGGCAAUGUACCGAAUGUCAAAAGUGGUAUCACGAGACGUGUGUGGGCCUCACUAAAAAAGAUCUCGUCUUUAUAUGCCCAGAUUGUGAUUAAAAUAUACAAAAUUAUUAGGUAUCCUUUUAGUUUCUAUGUUAGUUGCCAUUUUUUUUUUAUAAUUAUUUUCAUUUUAUAAUUUUAAGUAUAAGUACUUAGUUGAUUUUAAACAUUCCUGACUACAAGACUGACCAUGUGCCAUGCUAAGUUUUUAUAAUUACAGUAGAUUCUAUUAUUUUAUUAUAAUAAUAUGAAAAAGUCAUAGUCAUAAUUGUAAGUUUGGCUUUUUUAGGAACAUUUUGGCCUUACAAAGAACGGACCCAUAUGAAGGCCAUUUUGGGGGAAAAAAAAGUUUUUAAUUUCAUUAUAAAAUACGUUGUCAAGUUAUUUAAUGCCAAAAUGAUACUCAUUAAUACUAUUUUUAAAUAACUUCCAUUAAUAUAUUCUUAGUUAUACGAUAGUGUUCAAGUAAUGUUUGUUGAGUUUUUUAUAGAUGAUAAAAAUAUAUUAGGAUUUAAUGUUUCGCUUAAUUGAAAGAGCUUAUUAUGUAGUUUUAGUAAAAGCAGAUAUAUUUAUUGUUACAACUUUAUUUUUAAGUUUAACGACUGAUGUAUAAUAUUGGCCUUAUUUGGAGCCGCGUUCCUUGCAAGGCCAUUUGGAAGAGCUUAAUAAAACUUAAGUUUAAUAAAUAGUGAUUAAAGUUAGGUAAAAAGAAAGUGAUUUAUAUGUUGCACAAUAAAACAAAGUAUUAUUGAAUAA
This is a messenger RNA of Pectinophora gossypiella (pink bollworm), 3256 nucleotides long. RefSeq lists its product as uncharacterized. Gene Ontology annotation, molecular function: DNA binding. Gene Ontology annotation, cellular component: nucleus. Lineage: Eukaryota; Metazoa; Arthropoda; Insecta; Lepidoptera; Gelechiidae. Bases 239 to 2557 code for a protein of 772 amino acids. The transcript has 2 exons. The record is from RefSeq and is a predicted model, not a curated record.